Molecule: messenger RNA, 660 nt
Organism: Symbiodinium pilosum
Lineage: Eukaryota; Dinophyceae; Suessiales; Symbiodiniaceae
Source: the annotation of a GenBank genome assembly
AUGGAGGCUGGAUCAGGGAAGCCAGAGUUGGAGUGUCGUCUUUGUUUGGCUGCGGUGCGAGACGAAGCGGAGGGCCCAGAAGCGGAGUUGUGCUUUCCCUGCAACUGUCGGGCGCCGGUCCAUCGCGGAUGCUUAGUACAGUGGCAGAGGGUUCAAGAGCAGCAGCUUAUGGAACAGCGGCAUAGUUUCGAUGAAGCCCAAGCUCGGAUGAACACAUGUGAGGUGUGCGGAGCAAGGCUUUUGCCUGGAGAGGAGCGCUCAAAACCACAGCUUGGCUCUGCAGUUUGUCGAGCUCAGGGCGGUACAGGAAAAGUUGCUCUCCGUCGAGUACCAACUUUGUCUCGUGCUACGCGAAAUUUCUCGGACUUCUCUGCAACAGAUGGACAGCAGCUGGAUGUCCUGGAGCAAGAUGCUACUGGAGAGUUUUUCCGCGUCCGCGCUAAGAAGGCCCACCGGUACCGCGGAGAAGGCACCACGGCUGUGGCAGAAGGCUGGAUUCGCCACGUGUACCUAGACUGGCAAUGUGAUUUAAGCAAUCAAUCAUGGCUGCCUCCACCUCGCAUGCCGGCAGCUCUUCUUGCAGAAGGCACAGAUCGUCUGGAGGCUGUGAACGUUGAAGCUGCUCAGGACAGCAGGAUGCAAGAGCAGGACGAAACGUGA